Molecule: messenger RNA, 1924 nt
Organism: Branchiostoma belcheri (Belcher's lancelet)
Lineage: Eukaryota; Metazoa; Chordata; Leptocardii; Amphioxiformes; Branchiostomatidae
Exons: 14
Coding region: 199-1707 (502 amino acids)
Biological process (GO): lipid metabolic process
Source: RefSeq, a predicted model, not a curated record
GUGUAAAGUUAUUUUUCCCACGGAAAAGAAGCACGUGUUUCAUUAAGAGUACCCGUUAGACACCCCUAACUGCUAUAUAGCAGCCCAGCCGCCAGAAAAAGGCUGUUCUUUUGUCAGUCACGCACACUGCGCGUCGAGCCUGCAAUUACAAGCUGACGGUGACCAGUCGUACCAUCUGGGACUAAACAGGAAAGCAGCAUGGGACAAACACAGUCACCGCCUCCACGACCCAAACUCCCGCAGACGAAGGUUAGCUCCUUCGCUGAUCGACAGUUCCCUUUCGAGAACAUCGUGCUAGAAGGAGGAGGAGCCAAGGGAAUAGCCUACAUCGGGGCGUGCAAGGUCCUAGAGGAUGCCGGGAUAAUGCCGCAGAUCAAACGGUUCGCCGGGACUAGCGCAGGCGCAAUCACUGCCGCCCUGCUCGCCAUCGGCAUGACGUCACAAGAGAUGCUUGAAGAACUGAGCGCACAGAACUUGCUUGACGUCGUUUUGGACACCAGUUGGACUAAGACGAGCUGGAUCCCAGGCAUGAGGACGUUUGGACAACUCUGGGACGUCUGGCAAAACAAAGGAGCCUGCCCGGGGCACAGAUUCUUGGAAUGGUUUGGUGACAUUCUGGAAAGGAAACUUAAGGAGCGAGGACUUCCUCUCGGCCGAGACGUGACAUUUGACCAGAUCUACCAUGUUCUCGGGAAGGAGCUGUGUAUUGUAGCCUACAACAUGAACUAUAACCGGGAGUCCUACUUCCACGUCAAGACCACGCCCGUUCUCAGGGUCCGGGAGGCAGUGCGCAUGUCCAUGUCAAUCCCAGUGGUGUUCCAGCCAUAUACACUGCAAAAUCUCUUCACCUACAUCGAUGGCGGAUUGGCGGCCAACUUCCCACUCUACGCUUUCGAUGGUUGGUACUUGUCCAUGAACAAGGCGGACACCUUCUACAAGCGUCUCAACUACCUGGAGGAGAAAGGUGACAGACGCAUACGGAGGGUGUUCUACCCCGAGUACCGAUGGGAACGGUUUGAGAGCCAAGGACCGCAGCAGUUUGAGAAAACUCUCGGCGUUCUGAUCUUUUCCAACUCAGACCGGGAGAUCUACCAGGAUCAGUUCGAGGAGCGUCUGAGGGGUUUAAUGAGGAAAGACUCCAGCUUCAAAAAGAGUAGGCCUGACACAGAGAAGGCCAGGACAUAUGACGAGCAUCUCCGCCGGCAGCGAGCCGCGAGGGACGCUGGGAUAAAAUCGUUCGAGGCUCUGGUUGAAGACCGGAUGAAGAAGUUGAUCGAGCUGAUUGCCGGAUGUGACGUCAUAGACGGAGGCACUAUUGAUAUUCCCCCGACCCCAACUCUGGCGAAAGGAGGUGAAGAUUUCCCGAAUUGGGGUGAACCUGAAUCACCAGUAGUCAUGGCCGCCGAUCCAACAACGCCAAUACAACCAAAAAUCACAAUCGAGGAAGCAAGGCGUGAAUUCUUUAAGAUCGUAACGGACGACGACAUAAAGGCGAUGCAGGUAACCACAAAGGAGGAAGCAUUUGAGAUAUUGUUUCUGGACGUCUUUGGAAAGCUGACGGUGGGAAGAGUGAAGAACAUGUACGAGAACUACGCACCUCUACAGGUUGGCGAAGAGGAGGAUCCUGGGCGCGAGGCCUGUCGAGUCGACCGGGCAGUACUACGGAACUCUCCUGGACUUUGUUGGCAGCAAGAACCAGCUCUCUGAGAAGGACAUAGACCGGUGUAUCGGGGUGGACGUGGACUAUCUCUCUACCAUGGACUUUGACAUGACUCCGACAGACAUGGAGUUUCUCAUGGCACAAGGAGCAACAGCGGCAACCGCCUACAUCAUGGAGUAUGCGGAACACAAACAACCACCACACAAGCGUCUGUCGUGAUUCAGAACCAACCAAUGAAACAAACAAACAAACAAACAAACAAAC